UGGUAGCACUGCCACACUGACACAAAAUCAGACAUGGCGCGCCUUACCAAGAUCCCGCAAGUCUUGAAUAUUUUCCUAUAUUCUUGUGUAUUUUUAUGUUGUUUUACUAAAUUAGCGAGUGCAAAUGUUGACUUAGAUGAAGAUAAUUGGCGGCAGAUCCUCGAUGGAGAAUGGAUGGUUGAAUUCUACGCGCCAUGGUGCCCGGCCUGCAACGCGCUCGCGCCGGCGUGGAAGGAGCUGGCGAACAUUGCAAAGAGCAAGAAUCUAGGGCUCAGAGCGGGCGCCGUGGAUGUCACCAAGGCGCCCGGCCUGAGUGGGCGAUUUGUGGUCACCGCACUGCCUACCAUAUACCAUGUAAAGGACGGCUUGUUCCGGCAGUACAAGGGCCCUCGCGACGCAGGUUCCAUGCUCGACUUCGUGGAGAAGGGCCGUUGGAAGAACACUGAAGCGGUACCUGCGUGGAAGGCGCCGGAUUCCAUGCAGAUGGGACUCGUUGCACAUUUCUUUAAGCUCAGCCAGGCUUUGCGGGGAGUGCACAACAUGCUGAUGGAGACAUACGGCCUGCCCACAUGGGGCUCUUACCUCAUCUUCGCAGUGGCCACCAUUUUCAUCGGAGCCCUCCUUGGACUGAUCCUAGUGUGUAUUAUCGAUAUGCUGUAUCCACCACGAAGACCAGACAAGGUCCUGAUCAGCCGCGCGGAGGCUGAGAAGCGACGCGACCAGGACGGGAAGAAGUCUGAUGAUGAAGCGGAGCUGAUCAAUGACGACAUAGUGGACGACGCGGAGAACGCUCCGAACAGUGACGCCGAAAAGAACUCUCCUAGUGAUACAUCGGAAGACGAGGCGAAGUCAGGCGCAGGCGACGAGCCGCGCAGCGACGGGCAGGAGGUGCGCAAGCGCAGGCCGCGCAAGGCUGACUAGACACACACCCCCCCCCCCCCCCCCCCCACCCACACACACACACACACACACACACACACACAUAGUUCACGAUUCCCGUGCACAUAUAAUGACGUAUUACACAGUACUACAGUGCGCGCAGAAGAAAUAGUCCAACCAAUGAAUCU
Messenger RNA from Maniola jurtina (meadow brown), 1067 nucleotides. Its product is annotated as thioredoxin-related transmembrane protein 1-like. Bases 34 to 921 code for a protein of 295 amino acids. The transcript has 7 exons. The record is from RefSeq and is a predicted model, not a curated record. Lineage: Eukaryota; Metazoa; Arthropoda; Insecta; Lepidoptera; Nymphalidae.